Molecule: messenger RNA, 1665 nt
Organism: Ceratotherium simum simum (southern white rhinoceros)
Lineage: Eukaryota; Metazoa; Chordata; Mammalia; Perissodactyla; Rhinocerotidae
Source: RefSeq, a predicted model, not a curated record
AGGCUCCUCUCCACCGGAAAAGGCGGGAUUUAAAUGACGUCAGGCGGCCUGCAGAAGUAGCUGACGCUCUCAUUGGCUGCAGGACUUCUGUCUGUGGGAGCGGGCCUUUCGGAAGAGACCGGAAGUGGAGUCUCGGAGAGGUGACCAGAAAUGGAGAGAAAAGUAAGCAGAAUCUGUCUUGCUUCUGAACCUGACAUGAUUCAUUUUCUACAAAUUGCUUGGGAGAAAACACUAGGAUCUGGUUUCGUUGUUACACUUACUGAUGGUCAGUCAGCAUGGACUGGGACAGUUUGUGAAUCAGAGAUUUCCCAAGAAGCUGAUGACAUGGCAAUGGAAAAAGAGAAAUAUGUUGAUGAACUGAGAAAAGCAUUGGUGUCAGGAGCAGGACCAACCGACGCAUACAAGUUUAAUUUUUCUAAAGAGUCCUGUCAUUUCUCCUUUGAGAAAAACCUGAAAGAUGUUUCAUUCAGACUUGGUUCCUUCAACCUAGAGAAAGUUGUAAGCCCAGGUGAGGUCAUUAGAGAACUUAUUUGUGACUGCCUGGACACCAUCGCAGAAAGCCAAGCCAGAAAUGAGCACCUGCAGAAAGAAAAUGAAAGGCUUCUGAGAGACUGGAAUGACGUUCAAGGACGAUUUGAAAAAUGUGUGAGUGCUAAGGAGGCUGUGGAGACUGAUCUUUAUAAACGGUUUAUUCUGGUGCUGAAUGAGAAGAAAGCAAAGAUCAGAAGCUUACAUAAAUUGUUAAAUGAAGUUCAAGAACUGGAAAAGAACAUCGAGCAUGAAAGGGAAACUACAACAUGUUCUGAAGUGACUGCUGACAGAGACGCAGCCUAUGGUGAAAGUACUGAUGAGGACAGUGAAAACUUGCCUGAUCCCUCUGGGUUAGCUCCAGCUACUUUAAGAAGAGAUGACUCCGUUAUUUCAAGUCCUGACGUCACCGAUAUUGCACCAAGUAGAAAGAGGAGGCAGCGGAUGCAAAAAAAUCUUGGGACAGAACCUAAAAUGGCUUCUCAGGAGCUUCAGCAUCAAGAAAAGGAAAAGCUUGAACCUCCAGUACCUGAGACGUUGAGAAAGGAGCACAGCUCAGCUGAAAACAUGUCUUUAGAAACUCUAAGAAACAGUAGUCCAGAAGACCUCUUUGAUAAGAUUUAACUGUCUCGAAAAAGUACUUUGAUGUGCACUAGACUAUGUUUUCUAUUCAUUUCUUUAAACUGAAAAAGCAAAAUUUCAACUCAGCAGCAGCUAUCGCUGCACCUUACAAUUUAAUUACAUACACACUGAGUUGAAACCCUUGUGCAGAAUGGAUUACACGUGUGUAUGAAGAUGUGCUUUGAUGACAGUGGUACAUUAUUCUAAACUGUUCAUUCAGCAUGCCUAUAAUUACAUAAAAUCUCAGACUUUUUGUUGCAAAGGACACAUUUAUCUUAUUCAGUUCACACAUAUUAUAUGUGGUAGCUGUCUAACAUCCUAUCUAGGAAGAUUUUGGAAACAGGACGAAGAAAAUGUCUACAGUGCUUUUUUGAAUAGUCAUAUUCUGAACCAUGAUGUUUGAGCAUUUUAAUUUGUGGAAUGACGUAUAAAAUCUAUUUUUAGUUUGUACACGAACAACCUGAAAAUCUGAUGAUAAAAUUUUUGAUUCAUUGAAGAUUUUGUGUUCUUAAUAAA